AUGAGAGAAAUAAUAACAAUUUAAGUUGGAUAGGCAGGAAUAUAAGUUGGAAAUGCAUGUUGGGAAUUGUACUGUUUAGAGCAUUAGAUUUAACAUAAUGGAUAGAUGAUCAAUGAAUAAGUUAUAGAGAAAGAUGAUGCAUUAAGAACAUUUUUUUCUGAAUCUGAUCAUUAGAAACUAGUUCCCAGAUCUUUAUUUGUGGAUUUAGAACCUACAUAACUAGACUAAGUGAAAACUGGUAAAUUUAAGGAAAUGUUUAGCCCAGAAUAAUUUGUUUCUGGGAAAGAGAGUGGUGCUAAUAAUUUUGGAAGAGGUCAUUAUUCAAUUGGGAAAGAUUAUGUUGAUAUAUGUUUGGAUAGAAUCAGAAAACUUGCUGAUAAUUGCUCUUCAUUAUAAGGAUUUAUGAUGUUCAAUUCAGUCGGUGGAGGGACGGGUUCAGGUUUAGGUACUUUGUUAUUAGAAAAAUUAUCAGUUGAUUAUUGUAAAAAAUCUAGAAUGAGUAUAAAUAUGUAUCCAUCACCAGAAACAUCUGUUUCUAUGGUUGAACCCUAUAAUUCUAUUUUUGCAACUUAAUCUUUAUUAUAACAUGCUGAUGUUUGCAUCAUUAUGGAUAAUUAAGCUAUUUAUGAUAUUUGUAAGAAUAGUCUUUAAAUUGAAACACCUAAAUAUUCUAAUUUGAAUAGAAUUAUAGCUCAGGUAAUUUCAUCAAUAACUGCAUCGAUGAGAUUUGAUGGAGCUUUAUUUCCUGAUAUGAAUGAAAUUUAAACUUCUCUAGUUCCUUAUCCAUUCUUCAAAUUUUUGAUUUGUUCAUAUGCUCCUAUUAUAUCACAUUAAAAGAUGAACUAUGAAUAACUUUCAACUGUUGAAAUUUCAAAACUUGCUUUUGAAACAUCAAAUCUGUUGGCAAAAUGCGAUCCAAGAUAGGGGAAAUAUAUAUCAAGUGCAAUAAUAUAUAGAGGAAAUGUCAUUCCUAAAGAUGUUGGCUCUUCAUACUCAUAAUUAAAAACUCAAAAAACCAUUAGAUUCGUUGAUUGGUCUCCAUCAGGUUGUAAAGUAGGAAUAAAUUAUCAACCACAAUAAACCUUACCAGAAGAUGAUAUUUGUAAAGCUUAGCGAUCUGUAUGCACUCUUUCAAAUACAACUGCUACAUCAUAAUUCUUCUCAAAUUUAUGCAAUAAAUAUGAUUUAAUGUUUGCAAAAAGAGCCUUUGUGCAUUGGUAUAUAAAAGAGGGUAUGGAGGAAACAUAAUUCAUAGAAGCAAGAGAAGCUUUAGAAAAUUUAUAAAAGGAUUAUGAGGAAGCAGAUUAAGAGAUAAUUGAAGAAGAUUAAAUAGAAAAAGCAGCAGCAUGA
Molecule: messenger RNA, 1350 nt
Organism: Paramecium primaurelia
Lineage: Eukaryota; Ciliophora; Oligohymenophorea; Peniculida; Parameciidae
Source: the annotation of a GenBank genome assembly